GGACAGCCACAACGCGGCCGUGAGAGCCCAGUUGUCAGGCGGUCAGACGCCCAUGAGCUCAUGCAUGGCAACCGUGUUCAGGCCACCCACCGGCCGAAAGUUCUUGUUUACGCGCAGGCGGCAAAAGCUGGAGCUGAUUGUGCACUGCUUCGGCAGUUCGUAGAAAUCGCCGUCGCCACGAGAGUUGGAGGGUUGCUGUUUCUUGGCGAUAGCGUUUCUGUCCGUUGA
Molecule: messenger RNA, 228 nt
Organism: Protopolystoma xenopodis
Lineage: Eukaryota; Metazoa; Platyhelminthes; Monogenea; Polystomatidea; Polystomatidae
Source: the annotation of a GenBank genome assembly